CUUAAAAAUGCCGGAGAAGGACCGCAUCAAUGCAACUACCGGCAUUGUUUUCAAGAUUUAACUCAACACUGUGUUACACCGGAGACAAUUACCAACACCGAAGCUCGCCUCGUUUUAGAAACCAUGACUUCCACGUUGACACUGUACCAGCAUGCAACGAUCAUCACUGUCAAUAGGAAGCGUGAAAUCAUCCUUGACGGUGCAAUUCUAGUUGUUGACAAUCGCAUAGCUUUGUUAGAUAAAAGCUCAGCCGUGGCUGUUCACCCUGAAUUUCCAAGAGGGCGAGAGGUUCGAAGCGUUGACCUCACCGGCAAAAUAGUCAUACCUGGCCUGAUCAAUACUCACUGCCACACGGCCCAGUCUCUCCUCAGGGGCUUGGCCGAGGACCUGUGGCUGCAUCCAUGGAUGUGCGAUGCAAUCUGGCCUUUGGAGGCAUCAUAUGACAAAGAUGACGGCUAUCAUGCGGCACGUUUGACUAUAGCUGAGUUGCUCAAAGGGGGCACGACGACGUUCCUCGAGGCGAUGCUCACGCAUAGUGCCGGUUUCGACAAUGUUGUGCGGGCUGUGGGCGAGUCUGGCAUCAGGGCGUGCCUGGGCAAGCUGGUGAAACCGCAGGGAACCGGCACUGGCAGUACUGGACAUGAUCAGAUUCCCGACACCCGUGAUAGAGAUCUGGCAGAGAUGUCUGUCAGCUCCGCCCUCAAGACCCAUUCGGCGCACAACGGUUCCUUUUCCGACCGACUUCACGUCUGGAUCGCGGCCAGCACGCCGCGAGGGUCUCCACUCUCGGGGCACCACGCCAUUGGAAAAGCCUGCCAUGAGCACGGGAUCAACCUGACGAUGCACUGUGCCGAGGCUUCGCGGGAUCGCGAAAUUUAUAGGGACUGCUACGAGGGUAGGACGCCCGUCCAGUUCUGCAAGGACGCGGGUCUGGUCGGUGGGCCGGAGGGCUCCACAUUCAAGACGGUCCUCGCCCAUAUGGUUCACCUGGAUCCGGCGGUGGACCUGCCCCUUCUCUCGCAGGCACAAGGUGCGAGCGUGGCGCACAAUCCCACAAGCAAUUGCAAGCUCGCAUCGGGCGUGGCUGCGGUGCCGGACAUGUUGGCUGCUGGUGUGAAUGUUGGCCUGGGCACGGAUGGUGCGCCGUGCAACAACACUUAUGACAUGUUCCGCGAGAUGCACUUGGCGAGCACAUUGCAGGCGGGCACGAGGAUGAAGGCUGAUGUUCUGCUUGCGACGACUGUGCUGGAGAUGGCCACCAUCAAUGGCGCUGAAGCACUGGGCCUGGAUGGGGAUGUAGGCAGUCUGGAGGUAGGAAAGAAAGCCGACUUCGUGGUCGUGAAUGUUCCACUGGGCGCGGCGCCCUUUGAGGAGGAACAGAUUGUUGAGGGUGGCGUCGAGCCAGUGACCGUGGUGGUUCAUAGCUGUACGGCGGCAGACGUGGAGGCCGUGGUCGUGGACGGGGUUCUAGUUGUCGAGAAGGGACAGCUGGUAAACAUGGAUGAGAACGAGAUCCUGCUUAAAGCACGAACGGCUAUCAGGGGCAUUAGAGAAAGGUCAGGCGUCAAGGCUCGGCCAUUGGCAGGUUGGGUAAUCAGAUAA
Messenger RNA from Diaporthe batatas, 1602 nucleotides. RefSeq lists its product as uncharacterized. The transcript has 2 exons. Lineage: Eukaryota; Fungi; Ascomycota; Sordariomycetes; Diaporthales; Diaporthaceae. The record is from RefSeq and is a predicted model, not a curated record. The coding region runs from base 124 to 1602 and encodes 492 amino acids. Gene Ontology annotation, molecular function: hydrolase activity, acting on carbon-nitrogen (but not peptide) bonds.